CCUCAUGGAGGUCACAUGGAAGUGAAGCACAGCGCCACCCUGAGAGUCUGGUCGGGAAAACCAGUCUGAGGUGGAGGUGAAGGAGGAGGAGGGGGGUUUAUAAAUCACUAGAAAUCAUAACACAUGCAUGUCAGACCCGGUUACAGAUCGACAGCGUCUGAUAUCUGUUAUUAAACGUGGCUGCGCCUGCAGGUUGGAGGAGGGUUGUUGUUAUGUUGUGUUAUGUUAUGACACGGACAGAUGAGUCCAGCUGUUCAGUCACGGUGAGCGCACCAUCAUCAUCAUCAUCAUCAUCAUCAUCUUCACUGUGAGCUGGAUUAAUGAGUGGACGUGGAGGAGGAGGGAGCAGAGACACAAACGUUGGCCGGCUCCAUCUGAUGGAAAACGGGCUGCUCCGAUAGAGACGAGCGGGUGUAGCUGCAGCUACAUCCGUGCUAACGAACCAGGCUGCAGGCUGCAGGUGUGGGCCUUGCUGCUCCUGCCUCGUGAUCCGGACGCUUCGGUGGGAAAAAUUCAAGGGUCAUGGAUUUCCCGGGCCACUUCGAGCAGAUCUUCCAGCAGCUCAACUACCAGCGCGUCCACGGUCAGCUGUGCGACUGCGUCAUCGUGGUGGGCAGCAGACACUUCAAGGCCCACCGCUCGGUGCUGGCGGCCUGCAGCACCCACUUCAGAGCCCUGUUCACUGUCGCGGAGGGAGACGCCAGCAUGAACAUGAUCCAGCUGGACAGCGAGGUGGUGACGGCCGAAGCUUUUGCAGCUCUGGUGGACAUGAUGUACACGUCCACGCUGAUGCUCGGGGAGAGCAACGUCAUGGACAUCCUCCUCGCAGCCUCACAUCUGCACCUCAACAAUGUAGUGAAAGCCUGCAAACACUACCUGACCACGCGCACCCUUCCCAUGUCCCCCUCGUCCGACAGACCCGUCCAUCACCACCCUCAGCAGGAGCAGCAGAGGCACCGGCAGCAGCAGCAGCAGCAGCAGCAGCAGCAGGUGGCAGAUUUAGCGGUGAACCCUUCCUUGGCAGCUAAUGCCAACCUCGCAGCGAACGCCGCCACGUCGAAGCUGCAGCGCUCCUUCCUCCUGCAGCAGCUGGGGCUCAGCUUGGUGAGCUCUGCGUUGGGCGGGAUGGAAGAGGACGGAGUUGGAAACGUGGUUGGCAGAGGGGUGGUUGAACAGAGAGCUUCCUUUCCGAUAAGGCGCUUCCACAAACGCAAGCCGUCCAUGGCCUUGGGUCUGUCCGAGGAGAGACCCAGGCAGAGGCAGCGCCUCUCUGCCCCUAAUUUGGGGCUGUUAGGCGAAGGAGGGGUGAACGCAGAGCGAGAGGAAGGAGCGCUGCUCUCCCCGGACUCCCACAAGAUGGGGGAUGAGUCGAAACUGGACGCAAUCACGGGUUUAGUCGGCGUGUCGCAAGAUGAUCCUCAGAUGCCCAGCCAGUCGGACAGCGGGCACUGCGAGGGGGAGGACUUGGGGAGAAUGCAGGGAGGGGUGAGCAAAGAGGAGGACAUGGAAGACCAGGACCACCAGGACAGCAUGGCAGGGGUGAAGAUCAAAUCGGGGACAGAGGAGGAGGAGGCCGAAGAACAGAAGGUGGUGGUUAAACGAGAGCCGCUGAGUUCCCCCGAGCCGACCGAUGAAAUCAGCGACGUGACAUCGCAGGCCGAAGGCAGCGACCGGGCCGAGCCCGGAGGCCAGGAGGAGGAGGAGAAGGCGGAGCUGAGCCCGGAGAGCAGCGACCGCAGCUUCACGUCUGAGCCCCAACCCAGCGCCGACUCUCUGCUGCAGCCCAGAGAGCAGCUCCUCCUCAAGGGCAGCAUGGGAGGAGGCGCCGGGGUCGGAGGAGGUUUCGGGUGUAAUAACGGACUGGGCGGAAAACCUGGUUUUAGUAUUUCUAGCUUCCUCAGUCCGAAGGAUUAUGGAAGCAGCGGAGCCGGGUUGGUUACCGGAGAGGAUGAUCUUCCCAACACGACAACUGGUGAUACAGUGGCACAUCACUUCCUGCUCAGACAGGAAGCUCCUGGGCCGUCCGGGUCUGCCUCUUCCUCUCUUCUCCAGUCGGGUCCGCUCGGCGGUGACAGUCGCAGCGGUUUUGGAGACAACCUACAAGCUGAUUCUUUAUUCCUCCGCCCCCUGCAUGAUGGGUUAGGGAACCCGAGAGGAGGCGCAGGGAGUGGAAGUGCAGGACGUGGAGGAGUGGAUCCCUUUGGUUUGGACUUCCAGCGCUCCAGUCUGGGGCUUCAUUCCCUGGGGCGACCCUCACGAGGGGCAGGAGGAGCGACAGCCGCCGCUCUGGGUUACCCAGGUUACAGACGCAUCGCUCCAAAGAUGGCCAACGGCAUGGGAGCAGAGGAAGGGGUGAGCGGCGUUCUCCAGGACGCCGCCUCUUCCUCCUCGAGCAUGGCGAGUCCUCUGCUUCUAAACAAGAGCGGCGGGUAUGAGAUGAACAGUGGCAGGCCCACCUCCCUCCCGCCUCAGCUGACACGGGCUUCGGCCGACGUCCUGUCCAAGUGCAAGAAGGCUCUGUCGGAGCACAACGUCUUGGUGGUGGAGGGAGCUCGGAAAUACGCCUGUAAAAUCUGCUGCAAAACCUUCCUCACCCUGACGGACUGCAAGAAACACAUCCGAGUCCACACGGGGGAGAAACCGUACGCAUGCCUCAAGUGUGGGAAGCGUUUCAGCCAGUCGUCCCACCUAUACAAGCAUUCCAAGACCACCUGCCUGCGCUGGCAGAACAGUAACAUGUCCAACGCUCUGCUGUAAGCCCGACGUUACUGCAUCAAAGCAGAGCAGAGCGGGCCGACAGGAUUAGGAAUCCGUGAUGGGAAUCCCAAACAUGUUUUGAUUUUUUUUUUUAAGCUCUUACAGAUGUUCUGUCCAAACUAACCAGUCCUGAUCACAGACCAAAGACAGGGACGAUAAUGUAAUCAUGCAUUUUAUUUAACCACACUGUCAUGUCGGUAAAAGUUACCCGAAGACCUCAGAGUGUCAGAUAAACACUGCUCAAAGCGUCAGUCUUUGCAUUUUCUAAAAGGAAUCAUGUGGGCGCUCUCGUUAAGUGAAGUGACGAUGAACAUCUGUAAUUUGUGGUAGUGUCGUUACGUGUAGAUCUUUCAUUGCACAUUUGUAAAAACAUGUAGCAGCAUCCCGACUGUCGAGUAACCGUCGUAAAGAUCGUGGAUUCAGAUUCAGUUUGGGUGCCAGAAAUAAAAAACAGCUGUUGAUCCAUAAUUCUUCAACUUGUCAACCAGAAGACAACAUGACAGUACUUUGAUUCAACUGAUGUGAGACAUAGUUGCCUUCUGGUCCACAGACCUUUUUUAAAUUACGCUCAUUAGAAGUGUUGCUGAGCUCAGUUAGAGUUGAGAAUAUGUCUGGUACCCGGCAAGAUAGUUCAGUUUGCACUGACGGGGGGCCUUCACCUCACGAGACGACACAAAUGCACGUCUCGCUUUGAAACAUUUCUACCUGUAGUUUGUCGAAUACAAGUUUCAGAGGAAUGGGAACCUUUUUAAAUCAACUUUGCGAUUGCCAGGCAGGGAUAUGAACCUUUAAGAAUUCAGCUCUGUUGUCUAGGGGCAGCAAUGAUGAAGAGACGAGCGUCAACUUGCAUCAACUUUGUGUUAAAAGCAGAAAUCUGCGUUCCAAAAUAUUGAUUGAAUAUUGCGUUAAAAUGCCAUUUUAAUACCUAAAUAUCAACUUCCCAAGAAGAAAUGCACCUUAUUCUGAGUCAUGAUGUGCAAAACCUGCAGUUGGUUGUGAUUUGUCUAAGAUACAACACCGAGACUUUCCCUUCUUAUUGGUCAUUCGCUGGGGAAUGACCGACCGUCCCACACAUCAGCUACGUUUCCCUGCUCGCUGGUGUUCUCGUGUGUUAAUUAAAAGGGCAACGAAGUUGUAAAAUAUUGCACAUUUGUGGUUGACGUCAUCUUUUUUUUUUUCUUUCUUUCGGAGAAGAGACUCAAACUCACGAAGAACAAAACAUUUGAAUAAGUUUGUUACUGUACUUGAUAUCAGUGCUUUGUACAUCUAAUGUUGCACCUCGACAAAUAACCGUUCUUUUUCUACGUAACCGAUAUGUUUGCUCAGAUGUUGAACGUUGUGGAAACGUUGUCGUGUCGCGAUCAUCAAACUCUACCGGCUCUCCUUCUGUUCCAUCGCCGACAGGACGAGUUUGCAAGCUGAGGGUUGUAGCAGGUGAUCUAUGAUGGCGGGAAAUUCAAAUUUUAUAGAGUCUCUUGUCAUUAUUAUUAUUAUUUUUUAAUAUACUGUAUGUAACUGUAUUUUAACGUCUGCCUGUAACUUGUUGAAUCUGUCAUAUACUGUAAGUUUCACAGCUACUGUAUGUUUCGAGUGACGUUAAGAUUCAAUAAGAGAAUGAAUCUCAUUUUUGAAGCUCGUAGAAAAUAACUCUUACAUCGACCCUGACUUCCUGCUGUUUGUACAUAAGAGCAGCUUCAUCGGCAGACAGUCGGUUCAUUGAAGUCAGCGUCCAUGCGGUGUCGUAGAGUUUUAGUGAACCGAAAUGAAAAAAAAAAAACACCUGUCUGCCUUUUUGUAUUCUUUGUUGCUUGCUGUAUCGUGUCGCCUACACUGUCGCUGAGAAACACGUCACGGUCAUCGCUUCUAUUUCUAGUCGGCACCUUAUCGUACUGUAGAGUCAUCACACUGCUAGGCUGUACAUGUUUAUUUGAAACACACGUUGACGGAUAAUCUUGAUUUGUGUUACUACAGAACGAUACUCGCCUUGUUGGAACGCCCCCCUCCUUGUAAACAUAAGCUAACCGACCGUCCGCCCUGUAAUUCUUGACACUUUGGGACCGUCGGUGAAGUCGUUUAAGCUUCGGCCUCAGACUUAAAAAAUGAUGUUUGAAUCUCGAAUCGUUUGCAUACUCUGUACAGAGAGGUAGCUGGGAUAUCCUCUUGCUGUAGAGUCCAAAGUGGCUUCCACGUCUCACAGAGUGGCUUGUUAAAGGAUUGUCAUGGUGCUGUCGCAUAAAAAUGUGAAUCUCUGGAGAAAAAAAAAAUGCACUGAUUGUAUGACGCCCUGUAUGAAUAUGCCAAAAUGUCAAACUAUAUACAAAAAGGCCUAAAUUGAUUAUGUAAGUCACUGCCUUAUGCCCUUGAGCUUGAAAAGCUGGGCUUUUUUUUUAAAUGCCAAAUCUGUCAAGUCUUUUUUUUCUUUUUUAUGUAUAACUAACAUAGUGUAAUCACGAGAGGACUAAAUGUUUGUCUCUUUACUGUUGAAGGAUAUGAAGAUUGUAUAGUAUGUUCAGUUGGUGUAUAGACUGAAUAAAAAAA
Molecule: messenger RNA, 5295 nt
Organism: Larimichthys crocea (large yellow croaker)
Lineage: Eukaryota; Metazoa; Chordata; Actinopteri; Sciaenidae
Gene: zbtb5
Product: zinc finger and BTB domain containing 5
Exons: 4
Coding region: 523-2757 (744 amino acids)
Biological process (GO): regulation of transcription by RNA polymerase II
Molecular function (GO): DNA-binding transcription factor activity, RNA polymerase II-specific; protein binding; RNA polymerase II cis-regulatory region sequence-specific DNA binding
Source: RefSeq, a predicted model, not a curated record